AUGAGCACCAUGGAGCCGCCUACGCCCACUUCCAAUCAGCCAACGCCUCCAUCCAGCAAUGCUACUAGUGGGGCUGUUGCGCCCAUUCCAAGAUUGAGAAUAUCUUUAAAACCACCUAAAUUCCCAACUGCUGCCCCCGGAAUGACCAUUCAUCUACAUCCUACUCACUUCAACAUACAGAACUCGGAUGCUACAUAUCAGUAUAAUGGUCCAUUGAAUCCCUUCAUCCAGGCUGUAAACAAACAGCAGUUGACGCCCGAUGUCCUCAAAUAUGCUGACAACUUCCACAAUGGAAUGGUGGUGGCUCGUAUCCACGAUCAUCGACUAGGAGUUCGACCUGUAACUGCUCCCCCAGCAGUUGCGGCUCAUACUCCAAUCACUCCUACAUUCCCUACUACCACCACAUUAGAUGCUAACGGUGGUGCACCACCAGUAGCAUCCCCAGCACCAGAACCAAUCGCACCACAAAUAUUCAGCAUAGAAUUACGGCCCACAAUGCAGACUCUUUGGAGUACCAUGUCUUCAUUAAGUGCAACAAACCCAUCUACCAAUGAGAAUGGCGAGGCUACACCUUGGACUAUGGAUUUCGCUACGAGGGUUGAAGCUGCCAUCUUGCCUCGCACUGAACCACCACUUUGUUUGGAUCCAUCAACCAAAGUUGUAAGGCUGGCAAACCAGAUCGCAUUCAAUGAACAAAAGUUUCUGGUGAGGCCGAAAAGGAAGCGAAAUUGGGCUGAAGUCGAAGAGGAGGAGACAAAGAAGAAGAAGGAGAGCAGUAAAUUAUUAAUGUUCAAAGAAGAUCGGCAUGAAUUCCACCCAAGGUUCUCGCGAUUCUCAUACAUUGAAGAUUGGAGGAAGAAGAAGACAAUGGCUGAUAUGGAAUUGCUGGCUGGUGUCGAUACAAAACAAAAGAGCAAACGACAAAAGCUUCAUCUGAAUGCUGGCAAGAAGCUUGUUCGUACUGUGCGGUGGGAACGUGAGUCCGAAAAAGGCAAAGUGUAUACCAUCAUGAACAUAUAUGAAAACAGCCCAACAGACUAUGAAGCUGUAUUCAGAGCUGGUAAUGUUGAAGGAACUAGCACUGGCAAUGGGAUGACUCUCAAGUAUCCGAUCGGAAACGCAACAGCGGUAGACUACUACCUAGCCCAUCUCAAAGGCUUUUACGCAAUCGAGAAAAACAAUCUUGUCGCCGAUGUACCCUUAGCCAAAGUCGCACCUACUGGUUCGAGCAGUAGUGGUGGUGGUACACCGUCUUCAGCAACGCCAAAUCCUGGAUCAGGUCGUAUGACUCCUGGACCUGGUCUACCAACACCACCAUCCAGCUUGCCUGUUGCUGGUCAACAACAGCAGCAGCAACGGCCUGGUAUGCCUGGUCCUGCUACUGGUCCAUCGAGACCAACGCCGUCGCUUGCGAAUCAAGCUAAAAUGAUUGGGGCGUAUGGUGGUAAUAGCGCGAAACCGAGGCUGAAAAAGUGA
Molecule: messenger RNA, 1476 nt
Organism: Synchytrium microbalum
Lineage: Eukaryota; Fungi; Chytridiomycota; Chytridiomycetes; Synchytriales; Synchytriaceae
Exons: 10
Coding region: 1-1476 (491 amino acids)
Biological process (GO): regulation of transcription by RNA polymerase II
Cellular component (GO): SAGA complex
Molecular function (GO): transcription coregulator activity
Source: RefSeq, a predicted model, not a curated record